AUGGAUCUCCGUGAUAUUAUAGCCACUACUGGCUUCGCGACCUACAGUCUGCGUCACCCUCGGGAGGCAAUGUCAAGCUUUGGCCCGACCCUGAAUGAGGCCACCUUCGGCUAUUUAGGGACAUCGUUCCAGCCAGACCGCGAUAUUCGCAACCUGGAAGGCAAGGUCGUCCUUGUGACAGGAGGUGCCAUCUCAUAUUUCUACAUAUCUACAGCUUCUAGAUCACUAACACUGCGAUUGAUUGACUCAGGAAAUGCCGGCCUAGGCAAAGAGACCAUCCUCCAACUCACCAAGCAUCGCCCGUCGCGCAUCUACAUGGCCGCGCGCACCGAGAGCAAGGCGCGCGAGGCAAUCGAAUCGCUGCAAAGCCAGCUCUCGUCCCCUGCCGACAUCCGCUUCCUCUCUCUCGAUCUCUCUUCCUUCAAAUCCAUCCGCGCCGCCGCAGCCAAGUUCCAGUCCGAUAGCGAUCGCCUAGAUAUCCUGAUCCUGAAUGCGGGCACGAUGGCCAACCCUCCUACAACGACGGAAGAGGGCUUUGAGGUCCAGCUCGGCACAAACCACAUCGGUCACUUCUUGUUCACAAAACUGCUUCUGCCUACCCUGCAGAAGACCGUUGAUCUUCAGCGCGCCAAGGAUGAGGUCCCCGAUGUCCGGGUCGUGACUGUUGCUUCGGCGGCUCACGCUGUUGGCCCUUCCACCUUUGAGGAAAUUACAUCUACACCUGGCUUGCUGGCUUCUAGUACCUGGACGCGCUACGGCGCUUCUAAGUCGGCUAACAUCCUCUUUGCAUCCGAGCUGGCCCGCCGGCAUCCUGAUAUCUUGUCUGUUGCUGUGCACCCCGGUGCAGUUAACAGCGGGCUAUAUGCACAUACGAAGAGUCUCAACUCGGUAAUGAAGUACGGUAUCGCUGCUGCUGGCUCCAUGGUCUUCCGGAGUGUCGCUAGUGGAGCCUUUAAUUCUCUUUGGGCGGCUGGCACGCAAAGGGAAAAUCUUAUCAACGGAGCUUACUACACUCCCGUUGGGUACCGCAGUGGUGGCACUGCGCCUGUACAGAACGCGCAAUUGGCUCAAAGGCUCUGGGAUUGGACUGAGAGCCAAUUCGUCAUCAGCGAGCUCCUCAAUGCCGGACACAAAGUCCUAAACCUGGACCUAAUGCACAUGGAACAUCCAGACGUGCACACCCUGAAAACUGACCUGGCCGACAGUGGUCAGGUCUUCAACGCUCUCUCCGGUCAAUGGACGCUCACCGAGCCCUUCCCGGAAGGCCUCCCGCCACGACCAGACGCCGUAAUCCACCUCGCAGGCUAUGCACGCAACAUGCUCGUACCAGACAACGAGACCUUCCGCUCGAACACGCAGGGCACAUACAACAUCAUCGAGGCUGCGUGCAAGCUUGGGGUGCGCAAGAUCAUCAUUGCCAGUAGCAUAACAGUGUACGGGGUGUCGUUUGCGCAGGGUGAUGCCAACUUCCCCUCAUUCCCGGUCCACGAAGACCUGGACGUCAACCCGACAGAUACUUACGCGAUCGCGAAACUGUGUAACGAGCGCAUCGCUCGGGGUUUUGCGGCGCGCUUCGGGGCGGAUAUCUACAGUCUGCGCAUUGGGCGCCUUAUCGAACCUCACGAGUACAAUGAUGAUAUCUUCUAUAGCUAUGUGCAUGAGCCGGCGCUGUGGAAGGUGCAUGGAUGGUCCUAUAUUGAUGCGCGCGAUCUGGGUGGGAUGUGUGAAGCGGCGCUGAGGACUACUGGGCUCGGGUUUCAGGUCUUCAAUGCUACCAAUGAUCAUAUCACCAAUCUUAGUCCUACGAAGGACUUUUUGAGGUCGCAGUUCCCGGAUAUACCUAUCACGCGUGAGAUGGAGAAGUUUGAGGCGCCGUUUUCCAAUGCGAAGAUAAAACAGCUUCUUGGGUUUAAGGAGCAGCAUCCUUGGCAUAAGUAUUUUACUAAUUGGGAGAAGAAGCAGAUGAAGAUGAAGGAGAAGGAGGAGAUAGAGGAGAAGAAGGAGAAGAAGGAGAAGAAGUAG
Penicillium vulpinum is the source of this 2022-nucleotide messenger RNA. RefSeq names its product NAD-dependent epimerase/dehydratase family protein. The record is from RefSeq and is a predicted model, not a curated record. NCBI's taxonomy places the organism in Eukaryota, Fungi, Ascomycota, Eurotiomycetes, Eurotiales, Aspergillaceae. The transcript is spliced from 2 exons. Bases 1 to 2022 code for a protein of 673 amino acids.